Messenger RNA from Tetrahymena thermophila SB210, 1680 nucleotides. Its product is annotated as Serine/Threonine kinase domain protein. Gene Ontology annotation, biological process: peptidyl-serine phosphorylation; intracellular signal transduction. The transcript is spliced from 2 exons. Gene Ontology annotation, molecular function: ATP binding; protein serine/threonine kinase activity. The record is from RefSeq and is a predicted model, not a curated record. Lineage: Eukaryota; Ciliophora; Oligohymenophorea; Hymenostomatida; Tetrahymenidae.
AUGAAUAUAGAUUGGGACAAGCUUCAGAAAGACGGAAAGUUAGAAGACCCUAAUAUUUAAAAUAUUAUAAAUGAAGUCAAAUAGUAAUUUAUAGAAGAAAAAAUGAGAAAAUGCUAGGAGAAAAAUUAAGAAGUUUAAUAGAAUUCUGAAAAUAAAGAAAGGAAUAUUUUAGAGCAAAUUGCUUUAGAUUAGUUAGAGGAAGAGGAAACAUAAAAAAAAUUGGAAGAAAGUAAAAGCAUUCAGAAUAGUUAAAGCUCUUAAAGCAAAAAUACUAAUACAAAACUUUGUUAAAAUUGUAAGCAAUAAGACAAAAAAGUAAGUUCUUGUGCUGGUUGCAAAGAAGUAUAUUACUGUUCAGUUGAAUGUUAAAAAGCAGAUUGGAAAAACCAUAAAAAGCCUUGUUAAAUUAAAUAAGAAGAAAUAAAGGAAAUUUAGAGAUUAGAAGAGAAGAAAAAGAAAAAGAAUAUUGAUUGGUUUGAGAAAAUAGAUAACUGUGGUUAGGGUAAUUUUAGUGUCAUUUAAAAAAUGAAGGAAAUAUCAACUGGAAAAAUAUAUGCUAUUAAGGUAAUAGAGAAGAAAAGACUCAAAUAGUUAGGAAAAGAGAAAGAUAUAAUCAUGGAAAAGCAUGUCCUUAAAAAGCUCAGUGGUUCGCCAUAUGUAAUUGAAUUAUUUGAUACUUUUUCUGACGAAUUGUGCUUGUAUAUGUAAAUGGAGUUCGUGGACGGAGGAGAAUUAUGGAAUUAUUGUCGUAUCUUUGGUCUUAUAGGAACUUCACUUGUAAGAUAUUUCUUUGCAAAAUUAUUGGUUGCAUUAGAGUUUAUACAUUCUAAAGGUAUUAUUCAUAGAGACAUUAAAACAGAAAAUGUUUUAGUUACAAAAGAUGAUAAAAAUAUUAAAUUUUGUGAUUUUGGUACAAGUAGAGAUGCUUUAGAUGAUAGUAUUUAAGGUGCAGGUACAGGAAGACCUGGUAAAAAGAUGUUUGAACAUUUUGUAGGAACUCCUAAUUUUAUGGCUCCUGAGUGUGUUAGAAAUAAGGCAAGUGAAUAUAGCAGCGAUAUAUUUAGUUUAGGAGGUUUAGUUUUCUAGCUUUAAACAGGAUUCCCUCCAUUUUUAGGUAGAAGUGAAUAUUUAAUCUUUUUACAAUCAGAAAAACAGGAUCCUAUAUUUUAAGAGGAACUUUGGUAAAAUCAAGAUGAUUUAAAAGACUUAAUACUAAAAAUGAUGAAGAAAGAAAUGACGGAAAGAAUUACUAUACCUGAGAUUAAGAAGCAUCCUUACUUUAAAAACAUAGAUUGGGGAAAUCUCCCAACUUACGAAGAGUCUUUGUAGAAGUUUACUAAAGAAGAAAGAUUUUUCUAAAAUAUAAAAGGUGAUUUAAUUAGUAAUUUUAACGACUUGAAUGAAAAAGCUGAUAUGGUAGAUAAAAAAUUCAAGGAAUGGGAAUAAAAACUAGAAACAAUUGAUGAAUUUGAUGAAUAAGAGAAAGGUUAAAUUCUGAAAAGAUUAUAAUUCAUGCAUAAAUAAGCAAAGCAGAUGUUUAAUAUAGAAGAAUUCUUCUGGUAAGACUUCUAAUUAGCUGAUAAAGGAAACUAAAAAAAAGAUUAGUCUGAUGAUGAUGAAGAUGAUGAUGAUAAUGACGAAGAUGACUAAAACUAAAAUAAAGAUAAAAAAAUUAAAUGA